Molecule: messenger RNA, 5430 nt
Organism: Penicillium angulare
Lineage: Eukaryota; Fungi; Ascomycota; Eurotiomycetes; Eurotiales; Aspergillaceae
Product: putative sister chromatid cohesion protein Mis4
Exons: 4
Coding region: 1-5430 (1809 amino acids)
Biological process (GO): regulation of gene expression; establishment of mitotic sister chromatid cohesion; establishment of protein localization to chromatin
Cellular component (GO): Scc2-Scc4 cohesin loading complex
Molecular function (GO): chromatin binding
Source: RefSeq, a predicted model, not a curated record
AUGGACCAGAUUAGGCCCGCCGUUCAGGUGGUUGUGAAUGGUUAUUCCCAGUCGCAGCCCGCUUAUGCCUCGAAUAUGUCGUUAUCGAAUCGAUCCCGGCCGCUUUCAGUGGACGAAGCACUUCAGUAUUCCUCCAUGUCUAGCGCGCCUGUCUUUGGUCUUGAUUGUAUCAUACGCCCUGAUGUCGGCCGGCCGUCGAAUACUACGUCAAUCAACCAUGUCCUUCAAUCUGGUCGAAAUACACUGAGUGAGCUGGACGCGGAGAUUCAUUCUGGGCAAGAUGAGUCGAGUCGCUUGGAAACUUCGCGUGAAUACCUUCAGCAAUUGUUAGAUGGUGAUCAGUUGUCUGAAUUUAAAUUCAAACUUCCUCCCGCCCUCAAUCGCAGCCAAAAACCACCGUCACCUGUCACUGCCCAAAAUGGCCCUCCGUCCGGUCGUAACCAGCUAGGGUCUUUCGCGAAAAUGAUGCUCGAUUCAACGGAUAUAGCCUUCAGAUAUCCCGAGACAUCAACGUCAAAAGCCAAGAUAGAACAAAAAGAGGCCCUAAAGAAGAAUAUCAUACGGAAUCAACAAACAUAUUCUGCGAACAAGUCACUUUCAACGUCCUUUGAAUCAACUAAACACGCGUCACCACUCCAACCAUUCAAACCUUCUCACCCAUCUGAAGCUCCUCAAGUACAACCUGCACCUCCAGCACCUCACCCCUCAUCCAGCCCAUUCUCUGUGGUUAUUCCGGUGAAGUCGUCACCUAGGAAGCCUCCGCCUACCAAGAAUGACCAGCAAAUCAAGGCACCCAGGCUUCAAGUACUUAUAGACCCCGAAGAUUCAACAAGUGCCAUUCGUUUGAGAGAUCAGAAGGCAGAGAUGGAUGAUGCUCUACAGAAGUUGCAAGACCUUCUCCUUGAGGUUUUCGAAGCGGAGGACCAAAUUGAACCAGACCAAACACUUGUGGUAACUGCCGACAGACCGAACCCGAUCUUCGUGAGUGCAAGGUCGUUGGAGGUACACGGUGCGCUCUUAUCUAUGGACGCCCAUAAUCGCCUCCAAAAAUCUAUUCGAAAGGUUGUUGGUUUCAAUCGACUGCAGGACAUUCCCUCUGAUUACCUCACUCGAAUUCAGAAACUUUGUGAAAGGCCAAUUAUUGCUUCCCAAUCACCCGACCUAAGCCUUAACGAUCCGUCAAGCGAUGCAGAGGCGCAGGAAUGGGUUGCAAAGGUUGAUGAUAUCUUGAACACACUGCUCGCCAUUGGAACACUCUUACAAACGAUGUCUGGGCGCCGAACAGAGCGUGAUCUUUGCCCCGAGGAUCUUCUCGAAGCUAUUCCCACUGUCCUCAACCAGGUCUUUGAUCAUUGUAUUAUCCCGGCGGUGGAAUCACGUUCCGGUGGUAAGCACUCCGAGCUUUUCAUGUUUUUCUCGGGGCAAAAACGUAUCAUCGCAAGCUUGAUUCACCAGAGCAAGAAGGUUCUUACUCUUUUUGCGGAUUUUUUGUCCCGUAUCGAAGUCUCUGAAGGGACCAUUACGGCGGCUGAAUUCUUCGCAACAAAAUUGAUUUUCGUUGAGAAUGCACACAAUGAUAAAGAUUCAGCCAUUGGGUAUCAAAAAUACGAACCAGCAAGACGUGCUGCGAUGGAUGUUCUUGCAAAGAUAUUUUCUAAAUACCCAGAUCAACGCCCCUUUAUUCUAGAUGAGAUUCUAGUCUCACUGGAGAAGCUUCCUUCCACUCGACAAAGCGCACGGCAAUUCAAACUUGCAGAUGGCAAAAGCAUACAGCUUCUUACUGCGCUGGUUCUACAGCUUGUGCAGACAACUGCCCUGCAGACGCCUUCUCGGUCGAAGGCAAAAAAGAGAAUACAAAAUAAUGACGAUGACGAACUGAUGAACUAUGAAAACGACGCAAAGAAGACUGGUGAGGAUGAUGAGGAUGAGGAGCUUGAUGAGUCUUUGGAACGCCUGGCAGUCAAGGUGAACCGACUAUAUGACAAUGCGGUGCGCAGUGCGCAAUAUAUUGUCAAGUUUAUAGUUCAGCGAGCAAUGACUUCGACAAAGUCUGGUGACCAGCCGUUCAGAAACAUCCUCGAUCUGUUCACGGAGGACUUGAUCAAUGUACUGGGGUCGAUCGAUUGGCCCGCUGCUGAACUGCUCCUUCGCAUCAUGGCAUCUCACAUGGUUGGUAUCGCCGAUCUAGACAAAAGCCCGGCAACUGCAAAGAGCAUGGCUUUGGAGCUUUUAGGGUGGAUGGGCUCUGCGAUCUCUGAUCUACUUGCCACUGCUCAACAUAUGCUUCCUGCCUUAGAGGACUCAGAUAGUGACCUCACAGAUUCCCUUAGACAACAAUUUGAAGAUUCCUCCACGCGAGCGUUACAUCCGCAAGAUCUUGUUGCCACUCGUGGCCCUUAUCGGAUGGCCCUUGAGUAUUUGUCGCAAGACAAAAAUUCGGACAAUUGGCAACUGACUAGCGCGCGGGGCUAUUAUCUGGCUCAAUGGGCAAAAACGAUCUGCACACUGUACUACAACCCCGAUGGCCAAGGAGAAUUGGACCAAGAUGAUAUCACGGAUGAGCUAGUCGUUGUGCUGUCGCGGUCAUUCUCUGACUCCCGUUGGCUGGAAACUCACAGACAGUUUGACACCAUUCCCAACGCUCAUGGACGAUUUGCCCACAUUCUGACUGUCUUGAACUCGAGUUUUGGCAAAGCAUUCGACACAAUUCUCAAAGUUCUUUUGAACUCAAUUGCUAGCGACCAAGCCAAAGUUCGCAGUCGCAGCUUGAAAAGUGUCAUUUAUAUGCUCGAGAAGGAUCCUAAUCUCCUCGAUCGUGAUGCUUCGGUCAUGCGUGUGAUCCUCCGGUGUACUACGGAUGCUUCGCCUAUGGUUCGAGACUCUGCACUAUCACUUAUCGCCAAGUGCAUUGGUCUCAAACCGAAACUUGAAGAGGAGGGUUGCCGAUGUAUUCUUGCCUGCGCAGCUGAUCAAACAGCUGGCAUUCGUAAGCGCUGCAUCGGUCUGCUCAAGGAACUCUAUCAUAAUACCUCUCGGCAGGAUUUGAAGUUAGCUAUACUCGAUAGUUUUCUUCAACGUACCGGCGACCUCGAGGAAAGCGUUGCAACACUGGCUCGGCUCACAUUUGAAGAAACUUGGCUCGUCCCAUUCCAUGAAUCUAUUGAUUCAACUUCAGAGGGCCCGAAACUCAAGAUGGCCCUUGGAGAGCAGGUUGGAUUGAUUGUCAGUCUCGUCCAACGCAGCGAAAGUGCCCUUGAUUCCCUAAGCACUUGCCUCAAGGCUGUACUUUCAGACAAAUCUAAGUCAGCGACUAUGAAUUUCAAGGUGUGCAAGUCCAUGGUGUCUAUCAUGUUUCAACGCUUAGUUGAAGAUGCGGAUGCUUCUGGCAAAGAUUUUCAGCAAGCCCUCUUACAGACAAUCACCGUCUUUGCCAAGUCUAACGCCAAGCUGUUCACCCCAGAUCAGCUGGAGGCUCUACAUCCUUACGUUGGCAACCUUGCAACUGCAGAUGAUCUAUUCAUAUUCCGAUCUGUUGUGGUCAUCUAUCGUUGUGUCUUGCCAUACCUAUCAUCGUCCCAUAAUACCCUUUUGAAAGAAGUACAAAAUGAUCUGUUCAAAAGUGUGGCCAAGUUAGCACGUUCGGAGCUGAAUGAGGUCAUGGCAUGUCUUUGGACUGUCAAUGGUGUUUUACAAAACACGGACAGAUUAGUUAAGUUGACAGUAUCUGUUCUGAAGCCAUUACAGCAAUACAAGGGUGUUGACCUUUCGACAAGUGCAAAUGCUGCUGUCUCGGCUCGCGCUAAAAGUUAUAUACGGAUUGCCGGCUGCGUUGGACGGCAUUGUGACCUUGAAAAGUAUUUAAAUCAUUUUAAGAGCUCUUUCCCCACGUGGAAUGGCGGGUCUGUGGCUAGUUUGAUGGUCGACUCUAUUCUCCCCUUCACACACUCGAACCAGCCGAUGGAGUUGAGAGUCAUGGCCCUUGAGAGCUUGGGCUCCAUCUGCCAAUCAUGGCCCGCCCAGUUUGGUCGCGAACCUACGCGCAAGACGUUCCAGCAGGUCUUCAAGGAAGACGCUCCUAGCUUGCAGAACAUCGUACUUCGGUCAUUUGCAGACUUCUUUGCGAUCCACGAGGGCAAGUCUGAAAAGGCGGUCAUGCCAACCCCAGAUGGGACUUCUCAAGAAGAGUCUACUCGACUAGGAGGAUCGCUCAAGGCCAGUGAUAAUGAUGGCGCUGCUGCUUUGAUCGCUCAACACUUUCUUAAGGACAUGUUGAAAGUUGCACAAUCGCGACAAGACACAUAUUCUCUUACCGCGAUUGAACUCAUCGCAAGCAUCAACCGACAGGGACUGGUGCAUCCCAAAGAAUGCGCAGGUGUCCUUGUUUCUCUGGAGACGUCGACAGUACCAGCAAUUGCCAAAGUCGCAUAUGACACCCAUAAAAUGCUUCACUCUCAGUACGAAUCGAUGUUCGAACGAGAAUACAUGCGAGCUAUUCAAGAAGCCUUUUACUACCAGCGAGACGUGGUUGGCGACUCUAGUGGCGCAACUGCUCGUCCUUACGUCUCAAAACUCGCUCCACUGUUCGAAAUCGUCAAAAUCAGCAACAGCCGUUACCAGAAGAAGUUCCUUUCGAACCUUUGCGGCAAGGUCAAUUUUGAAUUGAAAAAGCUUAAAGCCAUUGGUGAUCCGCCAGAACACCUUUUGCUCACAAGAUUUGUUUCUCAAAAUCUUGCCUACUUCGAUUACGGUCAGCUGGCUGAGCUACUGCCUACGAUACAGACUAUUGAGCGCAUUGUCUCAUCAACUGGUACGGUGGUUGCGCAUGGCAUUGAGACGGAGAUGUUUCCCAGCCCUAUUGGGCCUCCCAUGGUAGAGACCCCGAAUGGUAUAAUGGAUAUGUCCCCCGCCAUCCCAAUGCCGCCCCCUGUACCGCAGGCCGUCAAUCCCGACACUCUAAGACUACUGGCCACCGCCGCUGCAUCGCUUUCCAUGCUAUGGGAAGCAAGAACUUACUUGCGACGCCUUUACGGCGUGAAUUCUCAUGGCAAAGAGAAAGAAGGGAAAAUAGCGGCUAAAGAACUCAACAAAAGCGCAACAAAAGUACAUGGCAUAACUGGUGAGCGGUUCUGGGAGGCAGUCGCAAAAAAUAUGGCAUCGCUCAAUGAUGAAGAGGCCAUGCUGAGGAAAUGCCGAGAGUUUUCAACUUUGCUCGCGAUCGACGAUGAGUUCAAGGUAGAUCGAGGCAAUGAUGACGAUGGUGACAUUGAUGCCAUUGGAGAAAUUGAUGACAUGGAUGGCACCGCUGGUGUAUCCCGUCCCACUAAACGCAAAGGCUCCGUCUCGAGUACAAGCGUUAGCAAACGCCCCAAGAGCCGCAAAAGCUCGGUUGGGAAGAAACUAUCGAGUACGGAUCCCGAUGAUUGGGACUAA